Copidosoma floridanum is the source of this 3517-nucleotide messenger RNA. RefSeq names its product zinc finger protein datilografo (gene dati). Gene Ontology annotation, cellular component: nucleus. Gene Ontology annotation, biological process: regulation of gene expression. The record is from RefSeq and is a predicted model, not a curated record. Lineage: Eukaryota; Metazoa; Arthropoda; Insecta; Hymenoptera; Encyrtidae.
CGAAAUCGGUGCUGCUGCUGGGGGUAACGGAGGUGGACCUACAACCACCACCACCAUAAACAACAACAACAACAACAACAGCAGCAACAACAACAGCAACAGCAACGAUCCGGGCGGCGUCGCGGCGAGGCAACCCGUCGCGAAGCAGCUCCGGACGAACGAGGAGGACGAGGACAUUACGGAGCGCGAGGACGACGAAGAGGAGGACGAAGAGCCGAGCUCCCCAGAGCCAGAGCUCGUCCCGGUACCCGAGCCCAUGGAGGUCCAAACGUCCGCGGUGUCCGCCGCCGCGGCGAACCUUCACGCCCUUCGGCAGCACGUGUUCAAGAUGACCGACUACUGGCAACAGCCGCAACGCGGCCCGCCAACGCAGCACUCCCCGGCCAUGCAGCAACACAGUCCCCAACUCCAACAAAACUCCCAACAGCAGCAGCAGCAGCAGCAGCAGAACCACAGUCAGCAGCAGCAGCAGCCAAGCUCGAUGCACAACAGUCCAUUGAGCCAGCAACAGCAGGCCAGUGCGGCCCAUCAGCAGCACAAUGCCAACGGUGGACUCAAUCAGAGCACCGCGGCACAAAUGCAACAACAGCAGCAACAGCAACAGCAUGCAAUGUCGAUGAGCCAAGGCAGUCAGCAGGGGGCCCAGCAUCAGUCGUCCCCAGCACCGACGACGCCCUCGCCACAGGCCGACCAGCACCACCAGAACGCGAUAGCCUCGAGUAUGGCCCAGAGCUUGCACAACCUCGCCCAAGCGCAGGCCCAGGCGGCCCAAGCGGCGGCGCAGCAGUCCAUGUCCCAGGCGUCGAGUCCCUCACUGGCGGCCCAGGCGGUCCAGGCUGCCCAAGCCCUGAACCAAAACCUCGGCCAAGCGCUCACCCAGGCCCUCCAGCAGAACAUGCAGCAGAACCUUGGCCAGACGCUCCAGCACAAUCUCGCCCAGAGUCUCACGCCGAGUCUCUCGCCCCAACAGCAGCAGCAGCAGCAGCAGCAGCAACAGCAACAGCAACAACAACAGCAGCAGCAGCAAUUGCUCAACCAGCCGCAGAAUCUGAGCCAAGCGAGCCAGAGCUUGCAGCAGAGCAUGCAGCAGCAGGCCCAGAACCUCACCCAGACGCUCCAGCAGCAGGCCCAGAAUCUCACGCAGAGCCUUAAUCAGCAGACGAUGCAGCAGCAGGCCCAAAAUUUGACGCAGAAUUUGGCACAGCAGGCGCAGAACCUCACGCAAAAUCUGCAGCAGCAGGCGCUCAACAUGGCCAACUCCAUCAGCCAGAACGGGGCGCUAGCGGGCAUGAACGUGCCGGGGGCCCAGCAGCAGCCCAACUCCCAGAACUCGAUGCUAAGCCCGAGUGCUGGCAGUCAGGACUCGCACGACGCCACUUUGGCCGAGAAGCUGGUCAACGAGCUUCAGUCCCGAGCAGCCGGACUCUUGGGUAACGUCGCCGCUGGCGGUGGAGGCGGGACAGGAGGAACCGGCGGUGGUUUGUCCAACCUCAGCGAUCGCACCCUCGAGGAAUGCUGGUCGACGCUGCAGCGAUUCAUUUCGCAGAUCUUCAUGCACAAGAACGCGAUGCAGAUGCACGCGCGUGAACUAAGUGCGGCCGGGGGUCUCGGUGCCGGUCGGCCAGGCGGCGCAGGGGGCGUCGGUGGCGGACUCGGCGGCUUGGGCGGCGGCCUCGGGGUCGGGGUCGGGCCCGGGGGCAUGAUCACCGGGAACGAGGUCAAGCCCCACCAGUGCCAGCAGUGCCUCAAAUCUUUCUCGAGCAAUCACCAGCUCGUCCAGCACAUAAGGGUCCACACCGGCGAGAAGCCGUACAAGUGCAGCUACUGCGAUCGCAGGUUCAAACAGCUCAGCCACGUACAGCAACACACGAGGCUACACACCGGUGAACGGCCGUACAAGUGCCACCUACCCGAUUGCGGGCGGGCCUUCAUCCAGCUGUCGAAUCUCCAGCAGCACCUAAGGAAUCACGACGCGCAGGUGGAGCGCGCGAAGAACCGGCCGUUCCACUGCAACAUUUGCGGCAAGGGCUUCGCCACGGAGUCCAGCCUCAGGACCCACACGUCCAAGGUCAGUCAUAAUCAUUGCCAAAUGCUACUUCCGUCACAAUUACUGCCGAAUCAAGUUGACAUUCGGGAGCUGCAACAGCGUGUCGUGUUCCAGCAACACAACUCACUCAUCGGCGGCCCGAGUGCCACCAGCUGUCCGGUGUGCCACAAGCUCUGUCUGGGCGGCGAGGCCCUCAUGGAGCACAUGAAGGUCACGCACAAGGACCCCAACGCGUCGGGCGUAGCCAUUCCCACUGCUGACUGCACGACCUCCGUUGCCGGGGUUUACUUAGCAAAGCGUCGCACCGCAAACCACCCGUGCCCCGUCUGUGGCAAGCACUACGUCAACGAGGGCAGUCUCAGGAAACACCUCGCCUGCCACCCGGAGACCAGCCAGCUCAGCACGAGCCUGAGGAUGUGGCCGUGCUCCGUUUGCCAAUCCGUUUUUACGAACGAAAGUGGCCUACUCACGCACAUGGAGCACAUGAGGAUGGACCCGAAGCACCAGUUCGCGGCACAGUACGUCCUGAGCCGGGCCGCCGCGGAGAGGCGGGAACGCGAGCUCCUCGCAGGUACGAGUCUGGAACGUUACCUCUCGUGUUCGGGGACCGGAUUGGGCGUCCUCGGGAGCCAGAUGGGAGGGCCCCAGAACCUGCAGCAGCCACCCAUGUGCCCGUCGCCGUCAGCCCACUCCGACAGCAGCAGCGGCAACGGCCGAUUAUCGUCGGCCGGCAGCGAACCUGAUUUUUACGCAGGCGCCGGUUUGUUGAACAACAACAACAACAAUAACAACAACAACAACAUGGCCUCGCCGGGGCCGAGCGGCAACAAGCUCAGCGAGAUGCUCAGGGCCGGUAACCAACAGACGACCGCCCAGCAGUACCACGACGAGAUGCAGACGCAACAGCAGCGAAUGGCCGUCAUGGCAGCCGCCGUUUCAGCAGGGCUGCAAAACUCGGUGUCGCCCAACCUGUCACCAGCCGACGUCGCGUCCCUGGCAGCGGCGAUGAGGAUGGGCAACAACGGGGACAUGAGCGGCACGGGACAGGGCUCGACGGGCGGCCCGGGCCAGCAGCAGGGCGUCCAAUCCUCGGGCACGGACACCCUCCUGCGCUCUCAGGCCGAGGCUCUGCUGCGCUCCCAAGCGGAGCACGCCAUCAGGCUCGCGGUAUCCCAGGCAGCUGCGGCAGCGGCGAGCUCGGCGAACGACAUGCGACAUCACCUGGGCCAGCACAAUGGCGGCGGGGCGACCGGCAUACCCGGACACCACACCAACCAGCAGCUGUCCCAGCAGGACCAGCUCUCCCCCGACAUAGGUGAGCCCCUGCGCCUUCAACAACUGAGCACCGAGCAGAGACUGGAGCACGCCCUCAGGCUCCACAGCGAUCCCCGGGCCCUGAGCUUCACUCUCCAGCACGUGGUCAACCAGCAGAACAACCAGCAACCAUGAAAAUUUGGUUACUACUGAGAC